This is a messenger RNA of Strongylocentrotus purpuratus (purple sea urchin), 3496 nucleotides long. RefSeq names its product tetratricopeptide repeat protein 22-like. NCBI's taxonomy places the organism in Eukaryota, Metazoa, Echinodermata, Echinoidea, Camarodonta, Strongylocentrotidae. The transcript has a single exon. Gene Ontology annotation, biological process: signal transduction. Gene Ontology annotation, molecular function: protein binding. The coding region runs from base 332 to 2509 and encodes 725 amino acids. The record is from RefSeq and is a predicted model, not a curated record.
GGAUACCGGACGGUUAAACGUUUGACUACAGCACUAGAUUGUACCUCAUUCUUUGUUGUAUAUAUACAACACAUGCUUCGAUGACAAUUGCUCCAUUGUUAAUAUCCUACAGUACACUAACUGCAUUUUCGCUUCAUUCCUGUUCAUCUAACCCUAACCUUCACUAAACCUGUACCUUCAAUGAAAUAAAGCAUAUAUAGCAAUUAUCACCAUAGCCGAUGUUAGAGAACCUCUGCCUUAUUUGAAGCCAAUGAGGUGAGCUUCAUCAUAAAUGUGAAACAAAGACUAAUGCUUUUUCUCACACUUUGUCUUUUCAUCUAGGAGCUUAACUAUGGCAUGUGCUUCUCUUAUAGACAGCAUCUCUGAUGUGGACAAUCCUCUUGGGCUCUUGGGGUUAACCCUAGCCUUCAACGGAGGGAACCUGAAUGGCAAACAAGAAGCCCAAGCAAGACGUAAACUAAACAGACGUCUCCCUCUGUUGGAGAGAGAGCUAGCGGAUCGUCCAAUUCGUCAUGGUAACAGAAACUAUGUGGGGAUGCUGUAUUACAUACUACAAGAGAAGGACAAAGCUAUUGAAUGCUGGGAGAAGACAGUAGAAGAGGAUCCUACAAACCUCAAUGCCAUUAAAGAUCUAUGUACUGCAUAUGCCAAGCUUGGAGACCGUAAGGAAUCACGUAAGUGGCAGUCGCGUCUAGAGGAGACCCAGAGCAAACUAUCUGGCAAUCCAGACGAUGAGAAGAGAGUGUAUGCUCGGUGCAGAGCUGAGCAAGCCUUUGCUGCAUGCUGGGACUUGCAUACACAAACAUGGAGUAAAGGAGUGACAGCAAUGGAAGAAACCGUGCAAAAAUUUGAGUCAGCGCUGGAGUAUGCAGAUAAAUUGAUCAGCCAAGAUGAGAAAGAAGAUUGGCACUUGGCAAUUGGGCAAGCCUAUGAACGCCUAUCCCACAGACACAAACGUAGCAACAAUAUUCCACAAUACAUAUGUGCCAUCAACAUGGCAGCACAAUAUCUACACUUUUCCAUAUCUUCCUCACAGCACACCAUGCACAAGGCUGAGGCAUGGGGUGUCCUCGGUAAUGCCUUAACCUAUGAUUCAAACGACACACCUGCUUCAAUACCUUCCUUUAUCGAAACCAAAUACAAAGCAUAUUGGUAUGAACCCUCACUAUGCUAUGACCAAGCACUUUCCCUUGACCCUGGUAAUGCAUGGCUUUUGGGAAACUAUGGUCAUCUCCUCAGAAAACUUGGAUAUUAUUCAGCUGCGAUGGAGAAACUUGAUAAAUCAAUUGAGAGUGACCAGAGUCCUUCAUCAUGGUUCUCCUACGACAACCGAUCCAAGGUAUACAAACAAUUAGCAAGGAACACCGCUGAUAAGCAAGUGAGGGAAAGGUUUCUUCGCCGAGCAGCCGAGGACUCAAAGAUGGCAGACAUCUCUAAUCCCAAUCCUCGGUCCCAGUCACAGAGGGGCCAGAUAGCACAUGACAUGGCUGAAUCUUCAGGCACUAAUCAGGAAAAGAAACACUACUCAGUGCAAGCCCUUGCACACUUUGCAGAGUCCUUACAGAUCCAAGAUGGAAUGGACAUAAGUGAUGCUCACUUAAAGCAGGGUCAAUGCCUCCUGAAACGUGACAAGUGGUCAGCAGUCCAAUCUUUUAAAAUGGCAUACAGUACGAGCCCUCCGAAUGACUUCCAGGAAACAAUAGCAUCAAAGUACCUGCUUCCAAAUCUCCUAGACCACUAUCAGAAGGAACAAAAGCCUGAGAACCUUCUUGCAGAGCUGGCCUACUGGAUUACUAAUGCUAGUGUACGGCAUCAAUCCAUGUCCUCAAUUUUCAAGAUCUUGGGUAAGCUGGCUAGAAACAGAUUUCAAAAUGAAAUCCUGGAAGUCAUGGAGUACAUAGUAGUCUAUCAGCCAACUGUGUUAGGUGUGGACAGAAUGAUUGAUGAAGGUUUCAUUGCCUUGAGGAAGACAACUUUUAGGAGAGAAAACUUCAAGAGACUGUGCAAUCUGGAAAGACAGCAUACAACCAAAAUGCAUUCUUCAACAUCUCUUGACCCAACCACUCCCCUGCCUCACCAUCAGCCUCCAGAGAAAGCAAAGAAUCCAAAAUGGCAGAAUGACUUCUACGUCAUCACACCAGUUGAAUCAACUCAGUGGGUACAGUACUUUCUCCUUCCUGGUAUGGAGUGCAACUUCUUCUCUCUUAAAGGCUUCUAUCAGCAAAGGGAUCAAGUAAUAGGGAAACUGAAGGUGAGAUCUCAAGCAGAGGCAAUCUCAAAUUCUGCUUCCAUCGUCAUUGUUUACUCUGGGUCUUUCUCAGAUGAUGAGGAAUGUAUGCGUCUCUUUGGGGCUGCAUGUGAAACAAGGCCAGCCCCACAGAUGGCUCUGCUAAAGCUUGACAACACACCAAUCGCUCCACAGAUGGCUCGUAUUACACAGUUUGAUUUCAGCGGGAGUCAGACACAAGUUCCGCCACAAUGGUUUGAUCUCGCUAAAUUUCUUUCUUGAUUGUGGAAUAGCUAAAAAAUACAGUCAAUGUAACUGGGUCUAUGUGAUUUGAGUUUUAGCCAAGACAAUCCUAGUUUUGCUCUCAGAGAUUACCCAUACUGAUUUAUCCAAUGUCCCAAUUCCUAAUGCUCUAAUACUUCAUACUGGCAUGUAAAAGGACAAACAAAAAUCAAAUUAUUUUAUGAGAAAACAGUAAUGUGUUCAUUAUGUAUAUAACAUCAUUCAUGGAAUGCUCAGAGAGAGCUUUCUGAGAUAAGCCACCCUGCACUUGCACAAAUUUUGGUCCUGUCAAGUCAUGUCAUUUUGUUGAACACAGACGGUGAACAAUGCAAUUUGGGCCACGUUGUGCAGACCAGUUCAGUUCAUGACUUCUCUGGCUUGCCAUGGCAUGCAUUGUCACUCUACGCUAAGGUCAAAGUUGAACAUUGUCCAUGCACUGUCACAUACUGACAUGCACUUUGUCAUAAAAUAGUUUUAUCAAGGUUGUGCACAGUUCACGAAUUGUUCAUGAAAGCGGCUUUAGAGAGUAAGUUGGGACAAUUUUUUGCAUGUACAUUUUCAUCUUUUAUGCAUCCCCAUGAACACUUCACGGCUACUUCCUUCAUUGCCACACAUUGACAUGCAACUGCUUAAAUAAUGUAGUGUAAAAAUUUCAGUGUUUACAAAACUAAUCAAUGUAUAACAUUAAUGCUGUUCAGUGUCUGGACCACUAUGAAACACUUCAUGUUUUCAUGAGUGGUAAACAAAAGACAACUGUAUGGAAGAUUUUGAUAUUUGUUCUCUAAGUUUUUCAUCUUCUUGCAGAUUCUUCCUCCAUUCAUUCCUUUUCUUCAUGAGAUGAAUUUAACUCUUUAAAAUGUUAAGUAGACGUAUUCACCAAACUUCUCUGCAACAAUGAGAGAAUUUGUCAGAAUAGGUACUUGUAGAAUAUCUAAUCAUUACAAAAAGUGUUUACUCUACUUUAAUUUCAAUAACUGACACAAAAUG